GACAGAGUGGGGGAGACAGCAGCCGGCUGCUCAGGCCUGCUCGCUCUCUGCUUUCUAUUUUCUCCUCUGUGUUUCUGCAGCUGCCGCCUGUCCGUCACUCAGUCGGUCAGUCAGUUUUCUGGCAGAAGGUCGGUGGGUAUUAAAGACUCCUCACUAGUCACCAGCAGUCAGCCAUGAAGCUUCAGCCUGCAGCACUGGGCGCUGUGUUCCUGCUCGCACUGCUCUCAUCCGAGUGCUGGGGCAGGAACGAGGAGGAGCGUCUCAUCAACUACCUGUUCAAAGAACGAGGGUACAACAAAGAGCUGCGUCCCGUCGAGAGUCAGCGGGACGCCGUCGACGUGUACCUCGCCCUCACGCUCUCCAACCUCAUCUCUCUGAAAGAAGUCGAUGAGACGCUGCUGACAAACGUAUGGAUAGAUCAUACGUGGACUGACUACCGGCUGUCGUGGAAUUCGACAGAGUUUGACGGCAUUGAGAUGCUUCGCCUGCCGUCCAGUAUGGUGUGGCUGCCAGAGAUUGUGCUGGAAAACAAUAACGAUGCCCAGUUCCAGGUGGCCUACUACAGUAACGUCCUGGUGGAUCCUACCGGUCUCUGCUACUGGUUGCCUCCCGCCAUCUUCCGCUCCUCCUGCUCCAUCAACGUCAACUACUUCCCCUUCGACUGGCAGAACUGCACGCUCAAAUUCACCUCUCUGACCUACAACGCCAGAGAGAUCAGGAUGCUGCUGAAGGAAGAGGCGGACGAAACCAGCAAAUGGACGGUGGAGUGGAUCAUCAUUGACCCUGCGAGCUUUACAGAGAACGGCGAGUGGGAGAUCAUCCACCGUCCGGCCAAGAGGAACACCUACAAACACAUUCCCAUGGAGAGCAACAAGCACCAGGACAUCACCUUCUACCUGGUCAUCAAACGCAAACCUCUCUUCUACAUCGUCAACAUCAUCAUCCCCUGCGUGCUCAUCUCCUUCCUGGCCUCGCUCGUCUACUACCUCCCCGCUGACAGUGGUGAGAAGAUGACCUUGUCCAUCUCUGUGCUCUUGGCUCAGUCUGUCUUCCUGCUGCUGAUCUCUCAAAGGCUGCCCGAGACGUCCAUGUCUGUACCGCUUAUCGUCAAGUAUUUAAUGUUCAUCAUGGUGCUGGUGACGGUGGUGGUGCUGAACUGUGUGGUCGUCCUCAACCUGCACUUCAGGACACCGAGCACUCACGUCAUGUCCGAGUGGACCAAGAAGUUCUUCCUCGAGCGGCUGCCCCGGAUCCUGCGUAUGUCCCGCCCCGCAGAGGCGGAGCCAUACUGGGACGGAGCGCUGCCGCGGCGAUCCAGCUCGGUGGGGUACAUCGCCACGGCGGAGGAGUACUACAGCGUCAAGUCCCGCAGCGAGCUGAUGUUUGAGAAACAGUCAGAGAGGCACGGACUGAUGACGCGAACCACACACGCCGCAGUGGUGAAGCCACAGGAAGAUGGAGGAGUGACGGAUCAGCUGUACGCUGAGAUCAAGCCGGCGGUGGACGGAGCGAACUACAUCAUCAAACACAUGCGCCAUAAGAACGACUACAACGAGGAGAAAGAUAACUGGAGUGGCAUCGCUCGCACGGUGGACCGUCUCUGUCUCUUCCUGGUUACCCCGGUGAUGACCUUCGGCACCAUCAUCAUCUUCCUGAUGGGAAUCUGUAACCACCCUCCACAUCUGCCCUUCAAAGGAGACCCACACGACUACAGAGAGGAAAACCCACGCCUGCUGUAACAGGGACACACACACACACACACACACAUUAAACUGUUGCGUCUUCCUUUUUUUUUGUUUGACAACUUUUCCAGGUUUGUAGCUGUGUGUGUUUUUUCUUAACUUAAAUUUGAAGUGG
Lates calcarifer (barramundi perch) is the source of this 1857-nucleotide messenger RNA. RefSeq names its product acetylcholine receptor subunit delta. Gene Ontology annotation, molecular function: transmembrane signaling receptor activity; acetylcholine-gated monoatomic cation-selective channel activity. Gene Ontology annotation, cellular component: postsynaptic membrane; synapse; neuron projection. Gene Ontology annotation, biological process: regulation of membrane potential; signal transduction; chemical synaptic transmission. Bases 174 to 1739 code for a protein of 521 amino acids. The record is from RefSeq and is a predicted model, not a curated record. NCBI's taxonomy places the organism in Eukaryota, Metazoa, Chordata, Actinopteri, Centropomidae. The transcript has 12 exons.